GAGACCACUUAGUCAACCAACCGCGCGCCCGCCUGCCUCAUGUGUGUUCUUUAACCUAACCUUAAACUGCAGUUUAAGUUCACGGUGUAACCCAUUUACGUAACCUCAAAAGGACUCUCACGUCACAUCCUUAUGGCCUUCAAGUGAAAGUUCUCCCAAGUUUUUCCCGUAAUUAGAAAGCGGCUAUCGUGAUGCCGAUGCAGAUGUGAAACAGAUCAAUAUUGACUUUCUACGAGUCUCACAAGAUGUCACACUCACGAGAGGUCACUGAUGCUUGACCAACUUUCCAGUUUACAAAUCAGAAUUUCGAGUCUAAAGAAGAUGAAAAUGCUAUGCGCAAACUGGUUGGGUAUUUCUACGCGCUAUGACAACGUGUGAGACACUACGGAACCCAUCAACAAUCAGUAGUACAUCAACAAUGGAGCAGUUAGAAGCUGAAACGGCUGGCACAAAACGCCUCAAAUGCAUAGGAAGAAAAUUCGAGAAGAAAUCGAGAAUAAAACGCGACCUCUUAGAGAUAUUCAAAGUUCUUCUAGUUAUACUCCUGAGUCUUAAUUUAGUUACAAUAGUCAAAAGCGGUGAGACUGAUACGGAUAGUGUAGAUAGUAGUAAUAUUAACAAGUUAGUAGAAAAAAGUAGAUCUUACUUCAGUGAUGUGUAUCGCAAUGGGACGUUUGUGACCGGCAACUCGUUAUGGGACAACAUUCUGAAUCAGUGCUCAGUGAAACCGACAGUGAGUUGUCUUCAAAAGAACGUUUUCUCAUAUUUGGACGAAAGUUUAAAUUACAAUGGUGACCUUAAAGUGGCGAACGGUGUGUGUUUCAAAAAGAACAAAGUUGACGUUGGGAAGUAUACUAAAGAAGCCAAUGUUAUCUACCUCACUGGUUCUACGGAUGACGAGAAGGAAGAAUUCAACGGGAGAGAUCUGGACGAAGAAAACACUAUUGACGAUUACGAAGAAGAGUCUGAAACGCCCCUGGAAGAGGUGACCGAUGUACUGUACGACAAAGGAGUGAACUUCAUGCUGACACACGACAUGAAGCUGACAUUACCUGAGACGUUCUUCCACGGGUCCACACUGAAGAUAUCGCCGCGGGCACUGACAAAGACCGGAGCUUUAGUGCACAUAGAGCUAGAGCCGAAAGUACAGGAGAACGGCGAAGGAAGGAUUUUCUUCAAGAAGAUAAAAAAAUACAUCCGAAAGAAGCUAGUGAUGGCAGCGAUAGCAAUCAUAUUAGUCGUGAAGCUCAUAGCUUUGAAGCUAAUAUUCGUUUUGCCCGUCAUAUUCGGUGUGACAACUGCUAAGAAGAUUUUCUUGAAGUUGCUUCUGUUCCUGUUUCCUGCUCUCAGUCACAUCUUCAAGCUCUGCUCGUGGUAUCAUCAGAACUAUCAUACGACGAAGUUCCAUCAUCACCAUCAUCUUAUUACGCAUCAUCAUCACAAGCCACCCCACCACGGGCACCCAGCGCCGGUCUACGGCCCUCCGUCCCACCACAACUCCGUGCAAGUCCACCAGCCGGCCCACCACUCCGGACCCACCUUCGAGCACUACAACCAGGACUGGGAGUUGUCCGGACCUGGACUUGGCAGCGAAUAUAUCGGCUCCGAUAUAAACCGCAAUGCUAUCGCCAACUUCAAACCUAACGUUAACGACGUCAACGAUAUCAACGCGUGGGGCCUGGGACUGCCACCAGGUACAUCAAUGAAUGUCGGUGAAAUAGCGAGCUCUUCGAGCAACCAGGCGAGCGUUGUUCAACCCAACGGUGGUGGUAGACCAAUUUAUAAUAAUGGAAGGCCUUCGGGUCCUCAAGCAAAGAAUCCGUACAGUAGAAAUAAACCAGUGCAGCCGAACGACCCAGAAAAGGAAGCAUUGAUCCGAGCAGCAGCGCUAGCAGCGCGCGCGCCGCCGUCACCCGUCCGCGACGAGGUGCUGCGGGUCUCCGCCGCCAAGCUGCACGAGACCAACCGCAUCCAGACGGAGGCGGAACUGAUUAGGACGCAGAAGGAGAUACUGGCCAAGCAGGACCCGGACACAAUAGCGGCAGACAAGUUCUACAGCCCCCUCUUGGACCGUGUCGACGGGAUCCUGGCCCCGCUGGGCGCCGCGGACGUGGGCUGCCGGGAGCGCGCCGUGUGCUCGCUGUACAGGGAGCCCUUCUCGCACGCGCCCUACAGCAACCUGCUGUCUAACGAGCUUAGCAAAGACUCCAACGAGCUGGUGCCUCCGGCUGAGAGUAAAAUAGCCAUCCUCUACUACCGCUACGUGCAAGCCGCGAGAGAUGGACAAGAUCAAAACGACUGCCUCGCAUUGUACCCGCACUGCAACAUGGACUUUGGGAAGAAGAAAAAGAAGUAAAAUGUAGGAGGGUUUUUUAGAAGUCACAAAUUUUAAUAUUAUAUUUGUUUUGCUAUGUUUAUUCCGUCGACUGUAAGGUUUUCCUCAAAAACAUUAUUUAUUAUUAUUAUGAUAUAAACAUUGAUUGGAUGCGGAAAGCUAAAGAUCGCAUCCAGUGGCGUGCUUUGGGAGACGCCUACGUCCAGCAGUGGACUGUUAUAGGCUAAUGAU
Molecule: messenger RNA, 2566 nt
Organism: Plutella xylostella (diamondback moth)
Lineage: Eukaryota; Metazoa; Arthropoda; Insecta; Lepidoptera; Plutellidae
Source: RefSeq, a predicted model, not a curated record